GGUCUAGGAAAUCAGGAGUCCCCAACGGACAUCACAGCUUUUGCCCAAGCCCUCUAUAAAAGAAGGAGCGCACACACCCUUUGAGCCUUCUCUGAAUCACCUGUGUUCUCCCAGCCAGCACAGAUCCUGCUAGGAGCUUGUUAGGAGCAGCUGCCUGCAUCAAUCCCACAGCCAGAGAAUCUACUGCCCCAUCCCCUCCUGGCUCCCACAAUGAAGGCUCCCAUCACCCUCCUUCUCUUCCUUGCUGCUCUCCUGGCUACAGGAACCUGCCUGGAGUGUGAGGUGUGCACAGGGUUGACCAAGUUUUGCAAGGGGCCCAUGGAGCGCUGUGGCCCUGGAAUGGACACUUGCGCUGUUGGGACAAUUGAAACCAUAAUGGGUGACAUCCGGACAGAGACCUUCAGCAAGCGCUGCAUGCCUCGCAGUGCGUGCCAUGGCGACCUCUUCAUCUACAACCUGGGCAAAGCCAUGAAAAUUCGGAAGAGCUUCAUCUGCUGCUCUGGCAGUGACUGUGUCAGGGACCCUCCCAUACUGCCCCCUGCCAAUGAUGUUCCCAAUGGCCUGCAGUGCCCGGCCUGCCAUGCCAUAUACCCCAAUAUCUGCCACAAUGAGACGGUGCUCUGUGCUGGACCUGAGACCCGCUGCCUUGAGGCUACUUCAUCUGUCAUCGAGGGCAAUGGUGAUACUGAGCUCAUCAUGAAGGGCUGCACGACCCAAGCUGUCUGCUCACGCUUGGAGGAUACCGGGGGAGCCCUGGGGGGCAUCAAGGCACGCAGCAGCUCCUAUGAAUGCUACCCAGCCUCUACUGCAGGCCCGGGACCUGCUGGGCUGCUGCUCCCAGCCCUAGCUGGGCUGCUCCUGACACAACUCCUCUCCUGAGUUCCACCUCAACCAAGACCUCUUCUGCAGCCCCCUCCCUACCACUGCUUGGCCUGGCCCAGCCCGGCCCAGCCCUGCCUGGCACUCUCAUAGGCUGGCUUCUCCCCUUUAGUUGGUUCCAGCCAAUAAAACCAGCUAGGAGCCAAA
Molecule: messenger RNA, 1026 nt
Organism: Alligator mississippiensis (American alligator)
Lineage: Eukaryota; Metazoa; Chordata; Crocodylia; Alligatoridae
Product: phospholipase A2 inhibitor gamma subunit B-like
Exons: 6
Coding region: 211-879 (222 amino acids)
Cellular component (GO): extracellular region
Molecular function (GO): phospholipase inhibitor activity
Source: RefSeq, a predicted model, not a curated record